Messenger RNA from Leishmania mexicana MHOM/GT/2001/U1103, 996 nucleotides. RefSeq lists its product as hypothetical. NCBI's taxonomy places the organism in Eukaryota, Euglenozoa, Kinetoplastea, Trypanosomatida, Trypanosomatidae. The record is from RefSeq and is a predicted model, not a curated record. Bases 1 to 996 code for a protein of 331 amino acids. The transcript has a single exon.
AUGCUGCAACACACGGUGCUGGUGCUCAAGUCGCAGCACAAGAAUGUGCUGCGCAAGGGCCGCCCGCACAUGCAAAAGUAUAAGGAGCUGAACCGCUGGCAGCGCGAGGCGCAGGGCAUCACGAAGUGGGAGCAGGGCCACUCACACCGGCCUCAGCCCUACGUAGAGCGCUUUAAUCCGGAAGGUGUCGGCCUUACCCGCGGAACGUCAGCAUACGCGUGGAAGUGGUGGCACACACAGUACCCAUGGCUGCCCAAUGUGGCACCCGCCGACUACGUACCGCUGAGCCCUCGGGGCAUUCGCCCCGCUGCCUGGGAUGACGAGUUUGCCGACGUGGUGCUGAGCAUGAGCGACGAGGAGAUUCAGAGCUACCUCCUGGAUAAGCUGACGGAGGUGAUCUUCGCCGAGACGCAGCGCGACGGCUACGAGCUGCGCCGACUAGACUUUGAGGGCAAGCCGCUUACAGAGCUGCCGGAGCGGCGCAUCAUUGAGAACUUCGUUUUCGAGGAGGAGACGCUGCGCGAGCGCGUGCUGGACCACGUAGUCGAAGGAGUCUUUCGUCUAGUCCCCACUUCUGCUGACCGCCUGGAGCUGAAGAGCGUGGCCAACAUCAUCGACUUCGUCUUGACACAUGUGACGGUGGCCCGCAAGCCGGAGAAGCACGAGAUUCCUGAGGCGGCGCGAGCUGUGAUGCGGUCGCACCCCCUGCAGCCUCAGCUGGGCUUUGUGCACGCCCUGCCGACCGACAAUCGUGACGCCGUUGUGCAGGAAUGGGAGCGGAUGCACCACCUCCAUUGGCAGUUUGGCAAAGCCGUCUAUGAGCCGCGCAGUGCCGAGAACGAGCGUGGCAACUUGACGUGGCUACGCGAGGUCCACCACCACGAGGCACGGGAGGCGUUCCAGGCGGACGUGGACUCGGGCGAGGCUCGCCGGCGCCACAUGGAGAAAAUCAAGGCGGCCGCUCAAGCCCCACACUCCGACACCGCUUCACAGUAG